Messenger RNA from Cygnus olor (mute swan), 1634 nucleotides. RefSeq names its product chromosome 16 C20orf204 homolog (gene C16H20orf204). The transcript is spliced from 5 exons. Bases 449 to 937 code for a protein of 162 amino acids. The record is from RefSeq and is a predicted model, not a curated record. NCBI's taxonomy places the organism in Eukaryota, Metazoa, Chordata, Aves, Anseriformes, Anatidae.
CGGCCUCCGCGGGGCUGAGCCCACGCAGCGCUUUCUCUGCGAGCCCCGUUCGGGCCCUUCAAGGAAGAGGGAGCCUCUUGUACCCUGACCCUACAGGCACGGCUUCUCGGCAGGAGCAGGACGCUUGGCUUGCCGCCGCCAGCUCCUCUCCGAGCCCGCAGCUCGCUCCUUUCCUUCCCCGGCUUCUGCGCUCGCCCAGCGGCUCCCGCUCGUAGCGGGGCUGGUUGGGGGCUCCAUCCUGCGGGGUCCUGGGCGAUGCUGCGGGGAGACAGCGGGCAGCCGGGGCUGGGCCCAGCGGUGCCCCCCCCCCGCCUUAUGGGGCCGGGCCCGUCCCCUCCCACCGCGGCCCCGCGCGUGGAGCCAAGUUCAAACCGCGAGCCCCAGCGCGGCGGAGGAGCGGGACGCAGCGGGGGGCCGGGCUGGGGGCCCCCAGUGCCUGCGCGGCUCCAUGAUUCUCCCCAGGGCGCUUUCCUGCGCUGUGCUGCUGCUCCUGCUCGUCGCCGUGCUGGGCCGGGGCAAGAGGUGCAGCAUCGCCAAAAUCCUGCGGCAGUACCGCGCCGUCAUCUUCCACGAGAUCCAGAACCUGAAAAACCUGAGCGGCUCAGCGGAGAGGAGCAGCCGGGCAGGGCUGGCUUGCCGUUCGGACAAGGACCAGAAGAUCCUGCUGGCCAUCUACAACAUCAGCAUGUCCCUGCGGGACGUGGCGGGCGGCACCCUGCGUGGCCCCGAGGAGGUGGCGGUGUGGAAGGUGGCCAGGAACACCGAGUUCGUGCUCAGGGAGAACUGCAGGAAAAUCGGCAAGCAGAGCCCACCCCGUGCCCCGGCACAGCCCCGCCGCAGGAGGAAGCAGCUGAAGGAGAUCGCGAGGAAGGCGCAGCGGCUGGCGACGUGCUGGGAGAAGCUCUACGCCCUGCACGUGCCCCACCGGGGCUCCUAGGCUGCCUCGGGGACCUCCCCUCACCUCGUCCCCGCGGCCAGGGGGACCGCAGGGGCGUGCGCUCUGGUUUCGUGGCUGACGGCGCCUUGUUUUGGGACCUGGGGGAAAUUCAACCCCGAAGUCAGCUGAGGGGGUACCAGGGGGGGCCCGAAUUUAAUUCAUCCCCUUGUUUCAAGCGCUACCCCAGGGCCUGGCCCCGCUGCACGGGGUGGGUGCUGUAGGGGGUGGCUGCAGCAGCCAGCUGGGCAACCCCAAGCUGGGGGAAGAAGAAGGGGAAGCACAGAAAAAAGAGGAGAGAGACGUGGAUUUCUGUGAUGCUCCUGACCCUGCAUCAUCUGCUGCUUUUUUGGGGACAAUGGUUGCUUUUCUGGACCCAAAGAGGACAAACUGGGCCAUGGGGCUGAGGCUUCUGCUGGCACUGGACUUCUACGCACCCGCAGGUGGCUGAGGGUGCCCAGGGUGCCUGCAGGGUGCCAGCGUGAGCUGCUGCCCUGGCACAAUGCAAACACUGAAACCCACCCCCCCCAGGCAUGGUCAGAGCCUCGGUGCAGCUCUGGCUGCUUGGAGGCAGAGGUUUGGCCUCCGAGCUGAGCACCAGGGCUGGGGGGAACCCAGCACCACCAGGGUUGAGCCCAGCCCCAAGGGACCCGCUUCCAAACCGUGGGAAGCCAGAAAUAAAUCCUCUCCUUCCCUCGCA